Molecule: messenger RNA, 915 nt
Organism: Protopolystoma xenopodis
Lineage: Eukaryota; Metazoa; Platyhelminthes; Monogenea; Polystomatidea; Polystomatidae
Source: the annotation of a GenBank genome assembly
AUGUGUUCAACCUUUAGUCUAGAUGAUCCUCAAUCUUUGCCACCAUCUUCAACGCCCCCUUCUUCGACUCCUGCUCAUCGAAGCAUGCAGACUGACAAGAUAUCAGGACUAGUGAUUUCUCCAACUCCUCAUCUUUUGAAUCUUUCAAUGCCUCGUAUCCCUGGAACUCUUAAUUCUAAUCCAGGAACGAGUCCGAGAUUAGCCCCAACAAUGCGUUCGACGCCAGGUCGCAUUAACCGCAGGCAGACCGGUACCGAAACUGUCUGCCUCCAAAACCAGCAGCAACAACCCCAGCCUAUUAGUUCUUCGGCCACUUCUCGGCAAUUUAUUGGACAUUCAUCUAUUUCCUCAUCAAACGUCCAUGAUUCACAAGCAUGGCACUCGAAUGAGGUUAGAAGACCAAGUUUAAUGACUUCAAUCGUGGGUUUGGUCAACGGCGUUGGUCACACUGGCUCAACUGAUUCAGCCUAUUCUCGUAUUACUUAUACUGAUUCCACUCUCAAUCCUGUUAUUCGGUCUACCUCCAAAGCCCCCAAUUUCUUCCUCCAUUCACAUCGUUCUCAACCCAUAGAACCACAGCCACAGCCACUUCAACCUCCCACUAUCCAAACGUCUAGCAGCGUUUUCUCUAGUGGAAUCGGCCCAAACUCGUCAUGGGGUGGCACUGGUGCUAGCAAUACAUCAGGCCGUCGGCUGAAGCUACGCAGUCUAGAGCCGGCCCCUUUAGUUAUUCGUUUGCUUGACCUUAUUAGGCAAUUAUCCGAGAGGAUCACUUGCCCAGCCCUUGCGCUUCGUCAUCUCGAGGCCAGUCUUCAGCACGUAUAUCGCCAGGCCCAGGUGCUCGCCUGUCUACUUUCCCUUGAAGGAGACGAGUUACUAGACCAUCUUGACAGAAUGACUUUGGCUGCUGGGUAA